This is a messenger RNA of Austrofundulus limnaeus, 819 nucleotides long. Its product is annotated as tropomyosin alpha-4 chain. Lineage: Eukaryota; Metazoa; Chordata; Actinopteri; Cyprinodontiformes; Rivulidae. The record is from RefSeq and is a predicted model, not a curated record.
ACGUCAUUUCCUGUGGAGGGAACCUAACCCGGAACAGGGUGUUGGCUGAAGAAGGAGGAGAAGUCGGGACUGGGACCUGAACUAGAACCAGGACUGGGAUUUGGACACUUUACUAAAGACAUCGAUUAGCACGUGUGCUGUUAAAAAGUGGUUUUGAGCCAACAGGACAGGUAACACCUUACCUCCAGGUGACGCGCGUUCAGGUGAACUUUCUGCAGACGGGAAGAGACACAGGUGAGACAAACACGACAGCUGAACUAUCAUUAGCUAACAAUAGAGGAGAAGAUGAGUGGAGGGAUGAACAGCAUUGAUGCGGUGAAGAAGAAGAUCAAAGUUCUCCAGGAGCAGGCAGAGGAGGCGGAGGAGCGUGCCGAGCGUCUGCAGAGGGAGGUCGAGAAGGAGAAGAGGACCAGAGAGGAGGCAGAAGGGGAGGUGUCCUCUCUGACCCGACGCCUACAGCUCAAUGAGGAGAACCUGGACCGGGCUCAGGAGAGACUGGCUACUGCCCUGCGCAAACUGGAUGAGGUGGAGAAGGUUGCUGAUGAGAGUGAGAGAGGUAUGAAGGUGAUUGAAAACCGAGCUCUGAAGGAUGAGGAGAAGAUGGAGCUACAAGAAGUUCAGCUGAGGGAGGCCAAGCUGAUCGCUGAGGAGGCUGAUCGCAAAUAUGAGGAGGUGGCUCGUAAACUGGUGAUGGUGGAAGGAGAGCUGGAACGAGCUGAAGAGAGAGCGGAGCAGGCUGACAGAAAGUGUCGGCUGAUGGAUGAAGAGCUGAAAACAGUGUUUGCUGGAGCCAAGAGUCUGGAGGCGCAGGCUGAGAAG